Molecule: messenger RNA, 1509 nt
Organism: Clonostachys solani
Lineage: Eukaryota; Fungi; Ascomycota; Sordariomycetes; Hypocreales; Bionectriaceae
Source: the annotation of a GenBank genome assembly
AUGGUCGGAGUUCCCGGACGGUCCCGAGGAUGCGCGACCUGCCGCAAGCGGAAAAGAGGCUGUGAUAGAUCAUGGCCGUCUUGUGGCCAGUGCCAAAGUGCCGGCGUAGAAUGCGGUGGUUAUGAGAAGAAGCACAUAUUCUUGGUCAGCACAGCAGAAACAGUCCAAGGGGGCUCAACCAAGCUGAACACGGCCUUCUACUCCAAAGACAGAGGCGAGAACAAGCCACUCAAGAUAAAACAAUAUCAACCACGGAACACGCAACCAAGCCUGGAACUGCUUUCCAAUAAGCUUGCACGCAGUGCUUUUGAGGAGAACGUCGUGAGCGAGUUCUGGGAUUGCUAUCUUCCGAAUGCACGCUCAGCCUUGUCCAGUAUAGUGCAGUAUUCAAGUGUUGGAUGGGUGGCAGCCGCUCAAGAGAUGUUCCAGGGGAACCGAGUCCUUCGAAGAGCGGUUCUAACCAAUGCUGUGGGAUUGUGGGCGCGGAAGAAAAAUAUCCCGCAGAUGCUCCCUUCUUGCCAACAAAUGUAUGGACAAACAUUGCGCUCAGUCGCGAGUUAUCUCGGAAACGCAGAUGAGCAACAGGACUUGACAUCUAUUAUUCUUGUUGGAAGCAUGCUAUGUUUGUACGAGUGUACGUAUGCCCCAGGCUGCGAUUUGUUCAACCCUAAGCAGAUGGAAAAAUACUUUGCCCAUGUAUUCGGGUUUGAGGCACUUAUGAUGUCAAAAGACCCUUCAUUUUACGCGCAGGGCAUCUCACAUUACGUCUUUUGCGAUACGCGUAUUCAACAGAUCACUCUCCAGUUGCAGCUACGAAGAAAGGCACCACUUGCCGACAAGAAAUGGAAAACGUUGCCUUGGAUGUAUUUACCGAAAACAACGAAGGAUCUUCUCAUUGAUAUCAUGGCAGAUUUAUGCUGUGUUAUUGAAAAGAGUGAUUCCAUCGCGCUUCAAGAAUCAACAUCAAAGCUGGCUUCUCAAAAGGAACAGCUGGUGUUAGAAUGCUGGAGGCUCCAUCAAGAGAUGCAGCAAUGGAAAGCCGGAGCUGGCUACCCAGCUAUCCAAUAUCUGAACAGAGCCAAAGCGGGUGUAGGGACGAGAGUCGAGCCAACAGUAGAAGAGUGCGCAAUCAGUGAAUUGUCUCUCUUGUAUUGCUCCACAUGCAUCAUUUUGUACGAAUGUCUUCGGACAAACUCCGACCAAUCCGAUGUGGCUGAUUGGCCUGAAGAGACGGACCCCCGCCUGUACUGCCAUAAAAUCGCCUCGUUUGUAGGAUUCUUCAUGGCAUUUGACCAAGGGCGCAUAGUUACAAACCAGGUUAUAUUUGCCGUGCUAACUGGUCUUCAAUUCAUCACUAGACAGGAGGCACUAGGGGAGAAUUUGGUUGAAGAAAAAAUAGCCCUAUUCAUGGGCUUGGGGGACUUGCGUGAAGUUGUUUUGGGAGCAGUUAGUGGUGUUAACCAAGCCUCGGCGACACAUCACGUCAAGGAACUAUUAGCAUUGAAGUAG